AUGCUAACUCGAUUUGGUAAGAGAAAGCUGGUCAAUUCUGGCCCUUCUAGCUUGAUUUUGAAAUCUUUACAAAAACCAAUACUUCAUCAACAUACUAGAUUAAUGCACUCAAGAGAUGACGGGAAGUCUACCGAUGCUGCUAACCAGCCGGAUGCUACAGCAACUACGCUUACGGAUAAACAUGAAUACCAAAGGGUGUUUAUGAACAAUUCUGCAGUCACAGAAGGUUUUAAAGCUACUUGGGUCAAUGCUCUUGCCGAAAGAAAGAAGCAAUUGGCACAGGGGAAAAUUAUAGACUCGUACAGUUAUAACAGCGUCAAAUCUACCGAAGUUGGUGAAAAGACCCGUGCCGAUUCGUUUACUUACUUGACUUUGCCUUUCAAAGAUGAUCCAAUUAUCGCUGACUUUUACGUCAAUGCCGGUGGUAGAAUUAGAAUGGGUCAAAUUUUCCAAGAUCUAGAUGCCUUGGCUGGUAGAAUCGCUUAUAGACAUACUUCUCCAGCGGAGCCCGUUAUCGUUACUGCGUCUGUGGAUCGUAUUUAUAUGUUGAAACCUUUGGACCACAUCAGUGAUUACAAUGUUGUGUUGUCUGGUACUGUUGUAUGGACAGGUAGAUCAUCAAUGGAAAUCGCUAUCAAGGCUUCUGCAAUUCAAGGUGCCAUCCCUAGCGAGAUUAACGAGUCAACCCUCUCAGAUGAGGACACUUUCCUAACUGCUUCCUUCACUUUUGUGGCAAGAAACCCAGAAACUCAUAAAUCGUUGCCUAUCAACAAGUUACUACCUUUAAACGAAAAAGAGUGGAUGGAUUUCAGACGUGCUGAAUCUCACAACGCUGCCAAGAAACUCCGUGCAAAGAAUGAGAAUUUAGAUACUAAUCCACCUACUGACGAUGAAUCUUCCAUCAUCCAUAAAAUGUGGCAAGCAUCAAAGGAGCUCAGUACAAUGGAAAGUAAACCUUUCAACGUUAUGCUGAUGGAGGACACAAAUGUUAAAUCAACAAUGUUCAUGCAACCUCAGUACAGAAAUAGACACUCAUACAUGAUCUUUGGUGGGUAUCUCAUGAGACAAACGUUUGAGUUGGCAUAUUGUGCAGCUUCCUCCUUCUCUCAUUCGCUUCCUCGUUUUAUCUCCUUGGAUUCUACCACCUUCCGUGCCCCAGUUCCAGUUGGGUCAAUUCUACACAUGGAUGCAACCGUAGUAUACACCGAACAUCUACAUGAAACUGCAUCUCAACCAAAGGUGGCUGCUUCAGUGGUUGAUAAAGAAGUCGAUGGUAACACUAUAUUCCAUUUCGAGCCAACAGCAGUGAACAAUAUCUCGGUUAACAAAGAUGACUUCCUCUCAAAACCAGGUACCAUAAUCCAGGUGAAGGUGAACACUGUUGUUCAAGCAUUGGAUUCUGAGAAGCAAACCAAAUCUGGUUCUUUUAUUUAUUCGUUCUUUGCUCCAAGAGAUUACGACUCCGAAAAGCCAGGUAGCCCCGGGUAUGCAACCGUUAUUCCUCAAACAUACUCCGAAAUGAUUGAGUACAUUGAAGGUAGAAGACGUGCUAUUGAAACUGCUGCAUAUGCAAAAACAAUGAAACGUGUGUCUAAAUUAUAA
Messenger RNA from Kluyveromyces lactis, 1602 nucleotides. RefSeq lists its product as uncharacterized. Gene Ontology annotation, biological process: acyl-CoA metabolic process. Gene Ontology annotation, cellular component: mitochondrion. Bases 1 to 1602 code for a protein of 533 amino acids. The transcript has a single exon. Gene Ontology annotation, molecular function: fatty acyl-CoA hydrolase activity. Lineage: Eukaryota; Fungi; Ascomycota; Saccharomycetes; Saccharomycetales; Saccharomycetaceae. The record is from RefSeq and is a predicted model, not a curated record.